Molecule: messenger RNA, 615 nt
Organism: Seriola dumerili (greater amberjack)
Lineage: Eukaryota; Metazoa; Chordata; Actinopteri; Carangiformes; Carangidae
Gene: calml4b
Product: calmodulin-like protein 4
Exons: 5
Coding region: 89-550 (153 amino acids)
Cellular component (GO): myosin II complex
Molecular function (GO): calcium ion binding
Source: RefSeq, a predicted model, not a curated record
GUCCUCAUCUUACAGCCUGGAUCAGUUUCCUGAGCGGCUCAGCAGCCGGCAGAGUUCAGCUGCCGUCGUCCGCUCACACUGAGGCACGAUGGCUAAGUUCCUGACUCAGGAUCAGAUUAAUGAGUUUAAGGAGUGUUUCUCUCUGUACGACCGUCAGAGGAAAGGGAAGAUCGAAGCCCGGGAGCUGAUAACAGUGAUGCGAUGCCUCGGGUCAAACCCCACCCCCUCCGAGGUCCAACGACACCUGCUGAGCCACAACACAGAUCGGGGCGGAGAGCUCGACUUCUCCACCUUCCUGAGCGUCAUGCACCGGCAGCUCCAGCAGGAGGCGCCGGAGGAGGAGAUCCUGGAGGCCAUGAGGAUGGCCGACAAGGAGCAUAAGGGCUUCAUCCUGGCCUCGGAGCUGAGAGCCAAACUCACCGGCCUGGGAGAGAAGCUGACCGACAGAGAGGUGGACGAGCUGCUGAGGGAGGCGGGAGUCGGGGCCGAUGGGCGGGUCCACUGCGAGCAGUUUGCUAAAGCAGUAACUCGCUGCUCUGCGAGGCGCUGACAUCACCACCGACAUCACUGCUGUGAAGACGUUCAUUCUAUGUUCUGUCAGUUUAAUAUUCAGUG